AUGCCGAAGAAGUACCGCAAAAUGAUGAAAGGCUCGGGUCCCGACUGGGACCCGUACUUUGAGGCCAUGACAAGCACCAGUCGCGUGUUCGGUGCUCGCUAUGAGUGCAUGAUGCCCUUUGGGCUCAUCGACUACGUCACCAAGAGGGAGGCAUACGACUUUGGCAUCAACUGGGAUGGCCUCAUAGUUGAGCACGGCGGCCCCCCGGACGGCACCCCCAGGGCCCACUUCCACAAUGAGGGGUAUGAGGAACAGUGGUUCUUCACCCUUCCAAAGAAGGAGUUGUGGGACGGGCUGCCGACCCCCCAAGAGGCCGCCGCAAUGCCUUUUGUCGAGCGUACCCAGCUGCCAGUUGAGGACGGGGUGUACGUGGUGGCUCGCCAUGCUAACGAGAGGCAUGCCAGCUUGGAUAUUGCCCGCCACACUCCAUUCAAGCAGGAUUUGCGCAACCGUGGUGUGCGCAAGAGCUCAGAGCUCAGUGAGCCUGAGGAGGAGGGUGCUUGA
Molecule: messenger RNA, 504 nt
Organism: Fomitopsis serialis
Lineage: Eukaryota; Fungi; Basidiomycota; Agaricomycetes; Polyporales; Fomitopsidaceae
Exons: 4
Coding region: 1-504 (167 amino acids)
Source: RefSeq, a predicted model, not a curated record